AUGUCAAACAAAGAUUUAAAAUGUGGUCUUUAUGUGGAUCACACCGGAGACCUGUCAUCUGCCAUACAAAACGCAACAAACGGCGGGUAUAACUUUAUAGCAACCAAUUUAGUGAAUCCGAGGUCUAAUGUCUUCACACCACACAGUGAUCUCCUGCUCUCGAGUGCAGAUUGGAGUACUCUUGUGGUCGGAAUGAUCACUAGCUUUGAUCUCGAGAGCAAAGUAUUGGAAAAUUCAGUGAAAAUGGAGUCUGAGAUCACAUAUGCGGUGCACUUGGGUCUGCCGGCCCUUCUCUUCCAGUGCCCGACAUCUGUGUCAGCGGUCUCUCAAUUGUCGCGAAUAAUCAAUUCAAAGCUCACAUUUUCGGGAGGCUUUCAGAAUUUGCCUCAAUUUUGGAUUCAAAUUCCCAUUCAUUCUCCGCUCGAAAGUUGUGCCGUUUGGAGGAAUGACUGCCAAGACAUCCCUUCAGAGGACACGUGGUUUCGAUGGCAUCGACUACGAAGUCAUAUGGCUGUCGAUAAGAGACUGUCGAUUGCACUCGAACUGAACGGCGAUUUACCGGAUGAGGCACUUCUGAACCGUUGGACUGGAGAGCCCAUCAAAGCAGUGAUUCUGUCGACCUCUAUAUUCCAGACCAAUCGCAAAGACUAUCCCGUCUUAACCAAAGCGCACCAAAUGUUUAUUCGCAACUUAAUGAACAAAAUGUCAAAUGAUAUCCAUUUCAUAAUCAAAGGACAUAACAGACACACAGAUAUGAGACAUUACAUCCAGUAUUUGGAGCACAUUCGCAACACUCAGUUACCCAACGAUCCGGUCGCCAAGUUUGCCAAAGGAUACGAAGACUUCCUCCAAAUACCACUUCAACCAUUGAUGGAUAACUUGGAAUCGUGUACUUAUGAAGUGUUUGAAAAGGAUCCCAUCAAGUAUGAGGAGUACGGAAAGGCUAUCAACGAAGCGCUCAAAGAUUUGGACACAAAAGAUGAAAUCAUAAUAAUGGUUGUGGGGGCCGGGAGGGGACCGUUAGUCCAGGCGAGCAUCAAUGCCUCAGAAAUUGUCAAAAAACGCGUUCAUAUAUUCGCUGUGGAGAAGAACCCGAACGCUGUCGUCACUCUACAAACACUUCGAGAGCAGCGGUGGGGCGGAGAUAAAGGCACCGAAUUUGCGAAGAUUGAUGUGAUUGCCUGUGAUAUGAGGGACUGGGAGGCGCCUGAAAAGGCAGAUAUAGUCAUAUCAGAACUCUUAGGCUCUUUUGGAGACAACGAAUUAAGUCCCGAGUGUUUAGACGGCGUCUGGUCUUAUGUGAAGGAAACGGCGAUUUCAAUCCCGUCCUCUUAUACCUCAUAUUUGGCGCCAAUUCAGUCGCAAAGACUCUAUUGCGAGGCCUCACAGCUCAGGGAAAAGGAUAAGCCGUCGUAUAGUGUGUUUGAGACGGGAUAUGUGGUGUAUAUGAGGAAUUUCUACGGCAUCGAUGCGCCCCAACCUCUGUUCACUUUCACUCACAACGAUCUCUCCCUAAAGCCUUCCCAACGAAACAACUCUCGAUUCAAAUCACUUGAUUUCGUGGCCAAAGUGGACACCGUUUGUCACGGAUUCGCCGGUUAUUUCGAGGCAACGCUUUACAAAGGCAUCAAACUAUCCACUGUUCCCACGACUCAUACGACAGGAAUGUUCAGUUGGUUCCCCAUAUACUUCCCACUCCACAGCCCUCUCUUCAUCAAAGCCGAGGACACCCUAAAAGUGGACUUUUGGAGACUCACUAAUCGGCGUCAGAUUUGGUACGAGUGGCUCAUCUCACAGCCGGUGCCCACCUCUGUCCACAACCCAAACGGGCGCACCUACUCUAUCGGCUUAUUGUAG
This is a messenger RNA of Oppiella nova, 1857 nucleotides long. Lineage: Eukaryota; Metazoa; Arthropoda; Arachnida; Sarcoptiformes; Oppiidae. The record is from the annotation of a GenBank genome assembly.